ACCAAAACUGUAGGAGUUUGUUCAGAGAAGAAAAACUCCAAACUCCAAUAAAUAUUAAUAAUAUUGUAUUUGAAACAUACAACAAUAUUGUCUAUGGUUAUUUAAAUGCAGUCUAGAAUAAUAUAUGCACAGAGGUCAAAGUACAGUUGGGUUCUUUUUUUUUUUUCAACUGAAGGACUUAAGCCAUACAGCUUCGUAAUCACAGAGGACUGACUCAGAGAUACAACAGUACUCCAGGAUGGUUUGCCUGAAUUACGGACUGUUCCUUAAAAGGAAGCUCAGUCCCCUCAGCUUGGUUGUCCUGACACAUUGUUGUGCAGGUUCCUCAGUACCCUUAAAGUCUGGUCGCGAUGCAGCUGCCGACAUUUUCACACCUCCAUCUUGCUGUGCUUACUGUUCCGUUGUUGGCUUGGGUAGUGGCUUAGCUGGUGGCUUCGUGUUAGUCAUAGCUGCCUUGAUAGUCUGGAAAUGGAAAAAAUCAAAAAUCUUAUUAUGCAUUUUCUCAGCCAAAAGAAAGGGUUCGGCUGAUAAAGAGGCUCAACUCCGGAAAGAAUCCCAGAAGACUCAAGAAGAACUGGACUACUGCGGAGUGGUUUUGUCUCAACUGCUGGAACUGACCAGCGGACUGGGGAAACAAAAAGAGGAAUUCAGACUGCAGUUAGAAGAGAUAGAGAAGGAGAGGGAGGAAAACAAAGACAAGCUUAAUGCAGUAGAGAAGGAGAUAAAACAGAGUGAGAAAGAAAAGGCAACUGACAAAACGGAAGGGUACUUGAAAGAACAACAACAUCUGUUGAACGCUGAGUCGAAACUGGAUAAACGGAAGGAAAACCUGGAGAAGCAGCAGCUGGACGUGGAGAGACUGCUGAAGAAGACAAAGGCUCUGAUGGCAAAAGCAACAGAGAGGAAGACAAAAGCAGAAAACCACAUGCAGCUGAUUCAGUUGCACCUGGAAGAGUUAGAAAGUGACGACGAUAAAUCUCACCUCCACAGAGAGUAAUCAGAAGGUCCAGUUUUGGUUCUGUAAUGAUAGAAACUAGUACUUUUUCCUUUCUGCUAAUACUAUAAUGACCCAGGCAGCCAUAAUGUCUUUAUGUUUUAAUAGGAGAAACCUUAUUAAAACAACCACACUCCUCAGAUGGAAGACUUUCAUUUACCAGUUCUGAUCUGUAUAUGUGGAGUUUUAUUGAUAUGAAUUGUUCCAGUGUGGUGAUUAUAUUCUCACAUAGAUUUUCUUUAAUGCUGAUAUUUUAAUACUCAUGGCUGGGUAUUGUGCUGUCAAGUAGUUUGUUGAUUUCAGAUAGAAAAUGCUAAAGUAUACAAAAUGAUAUGUAUAUAAAAUGAUAGUUAUCACGCCAUUCAACAACUGGUUUACAAAGUAGUGUCUGGAUUAGUGUCUUUGUUGUGAUGAAAUUGUGAUGCGGAAUUGUCAUCUUUUGAAAUAAACUGUAAUGUGAUGAUUGAAUCCUCUGUGAGAAUCUACAUAUGACUGUGUGUGAGAUGAACAGAAUACACUCCUGUCACAAGAUGAAGUAAUAAAUCUUGAUCCU
This is a messenger RNA of Morone saxatilis (striped sea-bass), 1547 nucleotides long. Its product is annotated as ribonuclease Y-like. The transcript has 5 exons. NCBI's taxonomy places the organism in Eukaryota, Metazoa, Chordata, Actinopteri, Moronidae. Bases 239 to 997 code for a protein of 252 amino acids. The record is from RefSeq and is a predicted model, not a curated record.